Messenger RNA from Pseudoliparis swirei, 2106 nucleotides. RefSeq names its product fatty acyl-CoA hydrolase precursor, medium chain-like. The transcript is spliced from 13 exons. The coding region runs from base 35 to 1717 and encodes 560 amino acids. The record is from RefSeq and is a predicted model, not a curated record. NCBI's taxonomy places the organism in Eukaryota, Metazoa, Chordata, Actinopteri, Perciformes, Liparidae. Gene Ontology annotation, molecular function: hydrolase activity.
GUAGUGUCGAAAUCUGAACACCAAGACGGCUGCCAUGAACCUCCGUGCUGAACAAACGUGUUUCCUUCUGACCACUGUGAUAUUCCUCCAUGUGGCUGCAGACCUCCAGGCUCCAGGAGUGCACACAAAGCUUGGGAGCCUUCGAGGUCAGUAUGUGAGUGUAAAGGGGAAGGAGACCGGGGUCCAUGCCUACCUGGGUGUCCCAUUUGCCAAGCCACCCAUAGGCCCUGCUCUGAGACUGGCUGCACCCCAGCCUGUAGAGGGGUGGGAGGGAGUGAGAGACGCCACCCAGCAGCCACCCAUGUGUGUUCAAUAUAAAAAGAUAUCUCAAGAUAUGCUUGAGAAAUUUGUUGGUAUGAUCGUUGAACUCCCAGAGAUUUCAGAGGACUGCCUCUACCUCAACAUUUACAUUCCUGCAAAGAAAGCCGUCGGUACCAAGCUACCAGUCAUGGUCUGGAUCCAUGGUGGAGGGUUUACCAUUGGGUCAGCUUCAACAUAUGAUGGCUCAGGCCUGGCUGCAUACCAGGAUGUGGUUGUGGUUCUGAUCCAGUACCGCUUGGGACUUCUGGGCUUUCUCAGCACUGGAGAUGAGCACAUGUCGGGGAACUUUGGCAUGUUGGACCAGGUUCAAGCUCUGAGGUGGAUCCAGGAGCACAUUCAUAACUUUGGAGGAAACCCAGAUUUAGUCACCAUAUUUGGGGAGUCUGCUGGUGGAGUGAGUGUAUCCCUCCUGCUUCUCUCCCCAUUGUCGGAUGGCCUGGUCCACCGUGCCAUUGCUGAGAGUGGCACUGCUGCGAUGGAUGUACUCCUUGAAAAUGAGCCGCUCCCAGUGACGCAGAUUGUUGCAAAUAUGUCUGGCUGUAGCGUCGAAAGCACAAAGAUGAUCGGGGAUUGCAUGAAAAACAUCGGUCUUGACACAAUUAUUGGUAUUGUGGAGACUCAACAAUUGAAAAUUUCUAUAAAUGUCGACGGUGUCUUCUUGACAAAACGUGUGGAUGAGCUGUUUGGUGCACACGAACUGCUCACGAUACCAUUCAUGACCGGCGUCAAUAAUGAUGAAGGGGGCUGGUUACUGAGUGAGUUCUUUGCUCCUCCAAACUGGACGGAGGGAAUUGAUAAGGAGCACAUCACGAACAUGCUGAACAUGUUCUACCCCAAUCCCAAAGACGCGCUCUUCAAGGAAUUGUUAACAGCUGAUUAUAUUGGCGCAGGUGAAGAUCGUGUGAAAAAUAGAGAUGGGUUCACUGAGAUUAUUGGAGACAUGAUGUUCACCCUUCCAGCCAUUAAGGCGGCUAAUAUUCACAGAGAUGCUGGUGCCCCCACAUACCUGUAUGAGUAUCAGCAUACUCUCAAAUCCAUGCAGACGAAAAGGCCAAGCUUUGUUGGCAGCGACCAUGGAGAUGAAAUCUUUGCUGUAUUAGGAUUAUGCUUCACAACUACCCAUAUCAAAUUAUCUGAGGGAUGCGAAGAGGACGAGGAACAGCUGAGUAGAACCAUGAUGAGCUACUGGGGAAACUUUGCUCGCACAGGGUCUCCUAAUGGUGACGGCCUGGUCCACUGGCCAAAGUAUGGAGCAGAAGAAGACUACUUGAGUAUUGAUUUAAAGGAGCAGGUAACUCGUCAGCACCUGAAGAAGGACAAGAUAUUCUUCCUGACUCGCACUGUCCCGGAGAAGAUCCGACAACACAAGGAGAAGGAGGAGCGCAACGAGCUGUAAAGCCACUGCUCCCCCAUUAUAAUUGUUUUUAUUGAUUCCAUCUUCAACCACAAGAAUGAUUAAUAUUGUUAUCAAUUUGGUCAACUAAUGUGAUCGAUUUUCAAAUAGCAUCUGAACUUUUAAUAAAAUGCUGCAUUUAAAAGUGGCAGUAGUGAGUCAAAACUUAUUUGGAAGAACACUUGUUAUCACCACUGUGUAUGUUGAAAAUCAGUUUGAAUAUAAAGAAAAUCAGUUUGAAUCAACGGUUGAUAGCCACAGGGAAUACUUUUUUUAAAUAUAAAAAGCCCAAGGGGAACUAUGUAGCAGGACACCAAGUCAUGAGAUACCAUCUGUGUUUGGCCAAAUAUUGGAUUCCAAUGUCAAAUAAAAAUAAAUUCUGAUAUGAUUUA